GUGUGUGUCGUACGAGGAACCAUUUGCUUGUCGAAGUUCAAAGCCCGACGAGCAAAAUUGCAUAUCUCCCCUGCGCUCUCACUAGUUUCGGCUGAAUUGAGUCCAUCUCUCUUGCAAAGCGAGGAGGAAGCGCUCGUUCAGAUUGUCCGGAGGUGUGGCAAGGUUGGAGAGUAUGGCCAUGGCCAGCGUUGCCGCCAAGCUGCCCAUCGUCCAGCUGGGCUGCACAUCCAAGCCUGCCCUUGCUGCCGCUGCUGCUCCUGCUGCUUCGAUUUCUUCGCACCAGGCCUCCUCCUUCUUCUCCUCAAAUCUCGUCGCUCUGAAACAAUGCAGCAGCAGGCCGUUGUCUGAUUCCAAGGCCAGAGUGCACAAGUCCAGGAGUGGAUUCGUCGUCAAAGCGGAAGCUCGGGCUCUGCCUGAUGCGCUCCUCUUCGACUGUGACGGAGUGCUCGUGGAUACUGAGAGGGAUGGGCACCGAAUUAGCUUCAACAUCGCGUUCUCUGAGAAGGGACUGCCAACAGUUUGGGACGUUGAGCUUUACGGCGAGUUGUUGAAGAUCGGUGGUGGCAAAGAACGAAUGACACACUACUACAAUAAGGUUGGAUGGCCAGAGACUGCUCCCACCAGAGAAGUGGCAAGAAAGGACUUCAUUGCCGGUCUUCACAAGCGCAAGACAGAUCUGUUUAUGGAGCUUGUCGACCAAGGGUCUCUUCCUCUCCGACCUGGUGUGGCCAGCCUCAUCGAUCAAGCCUUGGACAGUGGUGUCAGUGUCGCCGUCUGCAGCACAUCUAACGAGAAAGCGGUUUCAGCCAUAGUGCGAGUGAUGCUCGGUGAGGAUAGGGCUGCAAAGAUCCGUAUCUUUGCCGGAGACAUUGUUCCUCGCAAGAAGCCUGAUCCAGCAAUCUACCAACUGGCCGCGAGAACCCUUGGAGUCUCCGCAGAGAAAUGUGUCGUGAUUGAAGACAGUCAUAUCGGGCUGACUGCUGCCAAAGCUGCCGGGAUGAAAUGCAUCGUUACGAAAAGCGGGUACACGGAAGACGAAGACUUCUCUGCUGCUGAUGCAGUCUUCCCCUGCAUCGGAGAUAAACCCUCGGUGAACUUCGACCUUGAUUUCGCCGCAUCGCUACUGACGUCGACGGCCAGCUCCCUCGCUUGAGUCGUGACACCACAAAAUCUGCCGACUUCUACGUGCUACUACUUGCAUUAACUUCUCGUAACCUCUUCGUGAAGCUGUGAAAGAUGGAGUAUACAUAUCAUAUAUCUUUCGGAGGCCGAUGAAAAUAUGUUACUGCUUUAGUCUUCUUAUCAAUUUGGAACAAAUCAACUUGAGUUUUUAUUGCCACGAAGCUUGUACAGCGCCGUGAAGCACACAUUGUUGAAGGUCUCCAAUUGGAAGAGAAAUGAAGAAAAUCACAUGUUCAACUUGGAAUGU
This is a messenger RNA of Marchantia polymorpha subsp. ruderalis, 1429 nucleotides long. The record is from the annotation of a GenBank genome assembly. Lineage: Eukaryota; Viridiplantae; Streptophyta; Marchantiopsida; Marchantiales; Marchantiaceae.